Messenger RNA from Engraulis encrasicolus (European anchovy), 1071 nucleotides. RefSeq names its product aquaporin-10-like. The transcript is spliced from 6 exons. Bases 50 to 967 code for a protein of 305 amino acids. NCBI's taxonomy places the organism in Eukaryota, Metazoa, Chordata, Actinopteri, Clupeiformes, Engraulidae. Gene Ontology annotation, molecular function: water channel activity; urea transmembrane transporter activity; glycerol channel activity. Gene Ontology annotation, cellular component: basolateral plasma membrane; plasma membrane. Gene Ontology annotation, biological process: water transport; glycerol transmembrane transport. The record is from RefSeq and is a predicted model, not a curated record.
UCCCAAUGAGCACAGCACAGGUGAAUAGAACCGUGACAGUCGUGGACAGAUGAGGAUGAAGAUGAGAAGGGCAUUCGCGGUGAAGAACGAGCUGGCCAGAGAGUGUCUGGGGGAGAUACUGGGAACCUUUAUCUUAUUGCUGUUUGGCUGUGCAGCGGGCGCCCAGGUGAAGACCAGCCAUGAGACCAAGGGCCAGUUCCUGUCCGCUAACAUCGCCUUCUCCGUGGGGGUCAUGACUGCCAUGUACCUCUCAAAAGGAAUCUCAGGAGCGCAUCUGAACCCUGCGGUGUCGCUGAGCUUCUGUGUGACGGGCACGCUGCCCUGGAGGAAGCUGCUACCCUACUCCCUCUCCCAGAUACUGGGGGCCUACCUGGCCUCAGCCGUCGUCUUCGCCGUAUACUACGAUGCCAUCAUGGAGUUCAGUGGAGGCGUGCUGACCGUCUACGGCCCCAAUGAGACGGCCUCCAUAUUUGCCACCUACCCCUCGCCCCACGUCUCCCUGCAGAGCAGCGUCCUCGAUCAGGUGGUUGGCACGGCGUUGCUGAUGACGAGCAUCCUGCCGCUUGGUGAGGAGCGGAACAUUGCGGCUCCCCCAGGUCUGAUCCCGCCCAUCGUGGCAGUCAUCGUGCUGGGCAUCAGCACGGGCAUGUCCUCCAACUGCGGAGGAGCCAUCAACCCGGCCCGCGACCUGGGACCCCGCCUAUUCACCUUCACCGCAGGCUGGGGAACCGAGGUGUUCAGCUGUUAUAACUACUGGUUCUGGGUGCCUCUGGUAGCUCCCAUGAUCGGAGGGGUUUUGGGAACCCUUAUUUACCUCGUCUUCAUCGACUGGCAUCUACCCGAUCUGGAAGAAUCCAAGAGAGAAGCAGAGGACACAGACAGCAAACUGCAGCCCUGGAAAGUUACAUACGUGAAAGACACCAAUGAGAAGUUUGAAUCACCUGUGGUCAAAGAACAGUCCCUAUAGCCUUUGUCCUACGGUACACAUGACAUAGCCAAUUUCUGUAAGCAGCUUUCCAGCUUUUCAACCUCUGUGACCAGCUUUUUUUUGUACCAUCAUUAUGUAUUUCU